Molecule: messenger RNA, 3166 nt
Organism: Mugil cephalus (flathead mullet)
Lineage: Eukaryota; Metazoa; Chordata; Actinopteri; Mugiliformes; Mugilidae
Gene: get4
Product: guided entry of tail-anchored proteins factor 4
Exons: 9
Coding region: 112-1083 (323 amino acids)
Biological process (GO): protein insertion into ER membrane
Cellular component (GO): BAT3 complex; cytosol
Molecular function (GO): protein binding
Source: RefSeq, a predicted model, not a curated record
AUCGCAGCACGCCGGCUACGGCAAGCCGCGAGGGUCGGUUUAAAGCUUUCCGGCUUCGCUCUGUCAAACAGCCACACAGAGCGCUGCUGCCUAGCCUGCGGAGCUACGACGAUGUCGGAGCAGGAGUCUCUGAGGUGCUCCAGCGCCCGGAACCGCGGAGGCGUGCAGAGGGUCGAGGGAAAACUGCGAGCCAGCGUAGAAAAGGGGGAUUACUAUGAAGCACACCAGAUGUACAGGACUUUAUUUUUUAGGUACAUGUCGCAGGCAAAACAUGCCGAGGCCAGGGAGCUGAUGUACAACGGUGCUCUGCUCUUCUUCAGCUAUAAUCAGCAAAACAGUGCAGCAGAUCUGUCCAUGCUGGUGCUGGAGGUCUUGGAGAAAUCUGAGACUAAGGUCGAAGAGGAAAUAUUAGAAAGCCUGGCUAAGCUGUUCAGUCAGAUGGACCAGAAUUCUCCAGAGAGAGUAGCAUUUGUGUCCAGAGCCUUGAAAUGGUCCACAGGAGGGUCCGGGAAGCUGGGACACCCGAAACUACACCAGCUGCUGGCUGUCACCUUGUGGAAAGAGCAAAACUAUAGCGAGUCCCGUUAUCACUUCCUACAUUCGUCUGACGGGGAGGGCUGUGCACAGAUGCUGGUGGAGUAUUCGGCGUCACGAGGCUUCCGCAGCGAGGUCGACAUGUUUGUGGCACAGGCCGUCCUACAGUUCCUCUGCUUAAAGAACAAAAACAGCGCUUCCGUGGUGUUCAGCACUUACACAGAGAAACACCCGUCCAUAGAGAAGGGGCCGCCCUUCGUCCAGCCUCUACUAAACUUUAUCUGGUUUCUGCUGCUGGCAGUGGAUGGGGGCAAAUUAACAGUUUUCACAGUGUUAUGUGAGCAAUAUCAGCCUUCCCUGAAGAGGGAUCCCAUGUAUAAUGAGUAUCUCGACAGAAUAGGACAGCUUUUCUUUGGCGUUCCACCCAAACAGUCCCCAUCGUACGGCGGCCUCCUAGGAAACCUGCUGAACAGCCUGAUGGGCUCGGGUGAGGAGGAUGAUGGGGCCGAAGAGGCCCAGGAGGACAGUAGCCCCAUAGAACUAGACUGAGCCUGCGGCCCGGGACGACGAGAACGAACAAACUAACACAAACAAGAGGAAGACCGCCCGCCUCCCUUCUUCACCUCCACAACGGGGUCAGGGCGAGGCGCUGGUCCCUGUUUUCAGAGGCGUGCUGUUUCGACAACAAACCCCCCACGUCCCCUCUCCAUUACUAAACCAUUCUGUCCAAAAAUCAGAACAAGUAUCUUUCCACCAAAACCUCCCCUGUCAGCACUGCCCGGACGGACUGCGCCAAAGUACAAACUCUGCCCUUGUUGAAUUAUUGUAAGACUUUGUUGUUUUAUUUUAAUCAUCACUUUUUUUUGUUAGUUUGGGACUCUUGCUCCUUCGCGAUCUUUAAACCAAGGUAACAAUUUGUUCUCUCCCCUCUGAAAACCUGCUACCGGGAGGUCAGUAUAUUUGGAGUCUCUCGGUGGGGAGGACAGCAUCCCGAACAUAGCCCCGUCUCAUGAGAGGGUUUAGCCAACUCGCCUCAGUUUUCUCACCCGUUUCAGUUUGUCAGGCAGGCCACGUGGAGCUCGGUCUGAGGCGCAGUGGAGCCGCUGCUGUUCAACGACUUAUUCCGUUAAGUCUCUUCUUUCAGUAGUAAAUGAAAUUGUACUUUUAGCCAAGGUCAUGUUUCAGCCUCUCAUCCAUAGUUCUGUGGACUUAUAUAAAGACAUCAGAGUGUUUAAGUUAUUAUCACACCAUGUUGCACCUUAAAUGUCAAACGAACCCUUCUGUAGUGACGAUUGCGGCGUCUUUUCUGUUCAGCUAAACUACUGCAAGCACACAAACGACUUCAUUCCAACAGGCCGACUCUUUAGGGUGCGCUUGCUGAACUGCAGUUGGAAAACUUCAGCUCAGCCGGUGAAUAAUAACAGUCACAACGCAAGCGAUCGCUGCUGCUCAUCAGUGUUACAUUCAUUUGCCCUAAAAACACAGCUUCCUUUCGUUCGCUCCCAUUGUUCAUCUCCAGCUGCUGUAUGUGCUCAUAGUGACAUUUGAUCAGUUCAGGUCUUGAAACUUUCUAUCAUAACAUGUAACGAGUCGCCCCUUUCAAAUUAAAAAUUGUCAUUAAAUACCAAGAAAUCUAGGAACGUCCAGAGGUCUUCCAGUGUAAUGAUAAUUGAGUUGACAUACGGAAGCUACAGGUGGCCAGUGUUAAUUAAGAAUAGAAGUAGGAAAUAUAAAUAAGUGGAGGGAAAUUUAAAUAUGAACCACGUCAUUGAAACAUAAUUCACUUAAUUAGUUAAAACUCAACACUUAUGUGGAACUUCUGUUUCCACACAUUUUAUUAUUUAUAAAUACUAUAAUUAGCUGGUUUUAUCAUAUCGAAUUAUGUCACAGAAUUUUGAUUCAUUUAUAUAUUUUCAUAGGUUCUUACAUGUUAUUUAAUGUCUAAUGUUGGCCAUUCUGGUACUCCUUAGUAUUGCCGGGCUGCAGAAGAAGAGAUUGAAUUUUGUCAGCGUCCGCAUGUUCUGCUACAGUAACGUCUAUCUAAUCUAACGCCGCGCUCUUUGAAAACUGGAAGGAAAUCUCUCCUUCCAGUGACUGGAUUCAUAGAUUUACACUAAAUAUCGUUGGUCAUGAACAGAUCCGGUUGAGAGUCCGACUUGUCUCCGGUGGCCGGCGCAUCCUGCAGGCUUUUAUUAAACCACGGAGGUUGACCACGUAAUGGGAAAUUCAGACCGCAGGGUUUCUCAGCGAUGGAACACACACACACACACACACACACAAAAAGGUAGUUUGUUGGAUAACCUCAAACAUCAUGUCCUGGUGUCCAUGUUGCAGUUUCUGGAGUAUUACCGUGUCCUAGAUGUGACAACGUCAGCAGCUGAAACAUGUCAGAGGGAGGAAUGAAACUUGAGACUCUUUUUUUUUUUUUUUUUUUUUUUUGUUGAAGUCCGUUUUGUCCGAAUUGUCCUAGGUGUGUGACCAAAAGCCUAAGAUCAUGUGUGUCGGUGAACGUCAUCACAGCUGUUUGCUUUUGUUUUUGAUGAUUUUGUCCUUUGAGAACUAAAGCGAGUGUUUGGCUUUUCAACAGUUCAACUAAAUAAACUACAAUUAAGAAGAGUUUGAGAAUGUCAAA